AACGUCAAAUAUGUAGCACUCUAUUUGUCACUUGUUCAAUGGGUAACACACUUUGGUCGAGGGCGGCAGUUGCUGGCCCCGGCACCGAAACGACUAGCGCCCGUGGGACAUCCGCAGCGCCAGAUGACAAAGAGGAAUUACAAGACGCAUCUCUCGAAAUAGUUGUGCUUGGUACAGGUGCUGGCACGACUCAUGCCUUCUCAGGCGAGCCCAGUUCCUCGUUCGUAGUGCUGAAGGGCGGGAAGCCUGUGCUGUGGUGCGACGUGGGUUACGGCACAACUUACGCCUGCAUGCAGCACGUGGGGGAGCUCCCCAAGCACAUCUACGUCAGCCACAACCACGGAGACCAUGCAGGUGAGCUGCCUGUGGUGUUGGCUGUGGAGAAGAAGGCGGCGGCGGCGGCCGGUCUCGAUCCGCCUUACUUGUACUGCCACCCUGACGUCAUGGCGGAAGUUCGGCAGCACCGGCUGCGGGAGCUGAGGUCCACCGGUGAGCCCCAGGAGCUCUUUUCGACCUUCCGUGAGACGCUCCCCGGCUGUACGACAUUCAUCGGCGAUACCGGACUUGCCGUACGACCAUGCCUGUCACGGCACUCGGAGACCUGCUACGGCUUCGUGCUGUACGACGAGGAGGGAGAACCGGUGCUGGGCUGGACGGCUGACAGCGGGUACGACGAAGAGUUGUACGGCGACGUGGCUGAGGCUGCCGUACUACUGCUUGAUGCGCGGGCGGAGGGCAGCCAGGAACACGCAGGUUUCCACGAGCUCCCGCGCAUUGCUGCGCUGCCGUACAUGUCCGGCAAGACCGUGUACAUCACGGGCUACGGCAGGCAGGACGAGGCGCCGGGGAGGGAGGUGGUGGAAGGGCUGGGCAUGCGGGUCGCGCAACCCGGCUUGCGGAUACGCCUGCAGGGCUCGGCAGGCAAGCAGGCGGCAGGCAAGCAGGCGGCAGGCAAGCAGGCGGCAGGCAAGCAGGCGGCAGGCAAGCAGGGCUCGGCAGGCAAGCGGGCGGGUGACACAGCAGCAGAAGCGCCCGCUGCAGCGGCGGCGGCGGAGACAGCGGUGGCAGUAAACCAGGCUGCUUGAGGAGGGUAGCGGGGUCUUGUACAUAGCUGGCUUAGGUCUGUGGGUUGCAGUGACUUGCGAAUUAAGUUCCUAUGUCUUUAUGCAUACAGAAUUGGCCGUGUAUAUGGGUUUGUGGUUGUCGUGAUAGGCCUUAUGGUCAAUACUGCCUGUACAUGUCCUUUGUGCUUCCACGUCACAGCACUUUCCCGUUCAGAGAACAUGGAUUGCAUUAGGGUGUGACGGCGCAUGAUGAGUGUGUGACAUGUCACAUGUGUGCAUGUUGUGAUGCCGUACUUCAGGCAUGUUGUCAGGGCUUCUGGGGCGAAGAUUUUGUCUGGUUGGCGCAUCUGUGGAGGGCUUGCAAGGACAGCAAUCUCAAUUGCCAUAGUUGGACUAGGCGAGUUGGACACCUGCACGGGCACGUUCCUGGCUACGUCAAACCUGCGUUGGUGGUUGUCGCCUUUGGCCUUUCCCGUGCCUGGCAUAUGUUGCGGCUACGUUGCUUGUUAGCGUCAUGCGUUGCUGGAUGGAUGUAUUGUAAGCCUAGUCCACCUAUGGACUAGACUAGUUGGAAGUCCAAGCAUUUUCUUUCAGGCAAAUCGGCAGGCGUUGCCUAAGCAGCUCGAGGCAUACCGAAGAGGGAAACAGACCAAUGGCACCUUUCCAUGACAUGUACUCCUGCAUACGUGGGAAAUCCUUUUGCUUUGUAAGAAAGGA
Molecule: messenger RNA, 1781 nt
Organism: Astrephomene gubernaculifera
Lineage: Eukaryota; Viridiplantae; Chlorophyta; Chlorophyceae; Chlamydomonadales; Astrephomenaceae
Source: the annotation of a GenBank genome assembly